AUGCAACUCUUCACACCGGGGCCUUUCAACCCCCUGGGCCGUCUCUCAGGCGCCCGGCGACCUUUGGCCCAGGCGCAUGCUCGAGGUGCCCGCGUCAUCCUUGCCACCAGUCUGGAUCUCGAUUAUCUGUCCGGUCGGGAUUAUACAACUAUCCGACUCCGGCACGCCAACACCGCGAUCAGACAAGUGCUCGUCGGCAUCAACGCUUCUUCCACUAAUGCAGUCGCCAGGAAAUCGGGCAGCCUCAUUUCCAGCGACGAAAUCUUCUUCGCAGUCAUGUCCCUGGCCAAGCAAAGUGACAACACCUGCAGCACGCCAGUCCAAGGUACGGCCAUGCAGCAGAUCGUCCGAUCAAGGAGCGGACUGGCCGACGCGGGGAACGAGGCGCCAGGCUUCGCCGAGGCGCUGUAUCAGUUUGACAUCCUGGAAAGUGCAAAGACCUUGAGUCGUCCGUGGAUGGACAUGCCGUCGAGCAGAUGGCGUCUUCUGAGCAAGGAGACCACUUCGUUAAGAAACGGCGUAGAGAAAGACGUACGGGACAGGUUCAUUCGGGCACUCCUGCGAACCUCCGACUACACGCCCCUCUUGGUCAUCCUCUCCGACAUACGUGUUUAUUGUAUCUGUGUUAAAACACUGCACGGUCAAAUGGAGCCGGGAUCAACAGCACAUGAACCCUCCCCGCCCUUGUCACGAGAUUUGUCGGUCCUCCGAGAUACCAUUGAGCAUCGUCUGUUGGCUUACACGUUCGUUGACGACUCGGUCGACGAACAACUCUGCCAGACGACGGCUUUGAUUUUCACGCAUUUUGUUAUCUACCCCUUGCCCAACCGAGAGCCGUUGGAGAUUCUACUUGAUCGGCUGAUGGCGUCGCUACGGCGUCCGCUUCUGGUCUGGGUUUCCACAAUCGGCGCCAUGGCCUGUCCAGCAGCAGCAGACCGGACGAGGACACGAUUCUUCUCGAAGAGAUUGACAGCAUAUGCGGCCGCCGAGGGCAUCUCUUCAUGGUCCCAGCUGAGACGUCUCCUAGAGGGCUUCCUGUGGCUUGACCGAGCCUGCCCGUCUAAUACUGUACAUGGUACUCAGUCAGCACCAACGGCGUCCGAUCCUCAAAGCAAUAAUCAAUUACUCGACCCUGAGGACGCAACAUCGCACGGCGAGGGCUACAUCAUCUGGCCCACUCCCCGAUCAAGAUAUUCCCGUGGCUCUUACCUUCUGAGAACUCGGAGCAGCAGCAACGACAUAACCCGGUUUGACUCGCCCGGUGUCGGCGCUUACGCUGAUCAUCCGAAUCAGUAA
Messenger RNA from Cladophialophora carrionii CBS 160.54, 1296 nucleotides. RefSeq lists its product as uncharacterized. Bases 1 to 1296 code for a protein of 431 amino acids. The record is from RefSeq and is a predicted model, not a curated record. The transcript has 4 exons. NCBI's taxonomy places the organism in Eukaryota, Fungi, Ascomycota, Eurotiomycetes, Chaetothyriales, Herpotrichiellaceae.